AUGGUUUCUUUUCAUUAUUUACUAUCACUUUUGGUUGCCAUUCAACUAAGCUUAUAUGGUUCUAAUUCCCUUGUAUUAGGCUUAAAGAAGAUCUGUACAUUGUGUAAUGGGCCCACGGGGGAACCCAAUGGCCACAGAGGUGAACGUUUAUCAAGGGAGGAGAUCACAUCCGUGUUGGCUUUAGGUGAACCCUGUGGGGUUUACACUCUACCUUGUACACAGGGUCUUCGGUGUAUCCCUCCUCUUGGAGAGCAAAGCCCCCUUCAGGCACUGCUUCAAGGACGAGGGGUCUGCAGAAACAUCAAAAGUACCUUUACUGACAUCCAUCCACCUACAGAUUAUCAUCAAUCAAUCACUGAAAACAAUGAAAAGGGUCCUUGUCGCAAACUGCUAAACACAGUCCUCCAAAGUAUAGAUCUCACAAUUAUUCAUUCACUUCCGGACAUCUACAUCCCCAACUGUGACAGACAAGGGUUCUUCAGGAGGAAACAGUGUCGGUCAUCAAGAGGAAUGCAAAGAGGCCACUGCUGGUGUGUUGACGAGAAAGGAUCAAAAAUCUCAUCCCGUAAAAGGAGUGACGGAACUAUCUCAUGUAACAGUGCCUGAGAAUUGUGAUACAACCUGACUUCUAAUGUAAAUAUGGACCUAGAUUCUGUUUAGUAAGGACUGAGACAGAGUCAGCAAAAGAGAUGACAGACACUGAGAACUCUAUGACAACAAAG
This is a messenger RNA of Carassius auratus (goldfish), 722 nucleotides long. Its product is annotated as insulin-like growth factor-binding protein 5. The coding region runs from base 1 to 606 and encodes 201 amino acids. The transcript has 4 exons. The record is from RefSeq and is a predicted model, not a curated record. Gene Ontology annotation, molecular function: insulin-like growth factor I binding; insulin-like growth factor II binding; fibronectin binding. NCBI's taxonomy places the organism in Eukaryota, Metazoa, Chordata, Actinopteri, Cypriniformes, Cyprinidae. Gene Ontology annotation, biological process: regulation of insulin-like growth factor receptor signaling pathway. Gene Ontology annotation, cellular component: extracellular region.